Penicillium hordei is the source of this 1260-nucleotide messenger RNA. Its product is annotated as wax synthase family protein. The transcript has 2 exons. NCBI's taxonomy places the organism in Eukaryota, Fungi, Ascomycota, Eurotiomycetes, Eurotiales, Aspergillaceae. Bases 1 to 1260 code for a protein of 419 amino acids. Gene Ontology annotation, biological process: lipid metabolic process. The record is from RefSeq and is a predicted model, not a curated record.
AUGGAUCAGUAUCAAACAAACGGGCGGUUGCUCGCUCUCUCCAUCCUCCAGGGUCUCAUCCCCUGCGUUGUCCUAGUCGCAACACCUAAACGAUCUGCUCUACGUUAUCUGUGUAUACCAUGUAUGAUAUGGAUCGUGUCUCAAAUGAUGUACCCUGUCCAGGCACCAGGGUAUACAUCCACCAAUCUCCUCGGAAACUCUGCAACCUUCGUCUUGACAGCUCUGGAUCUUCUGCUGAUCAACCCCCAAGCCGGGCGCGAAUUCGCCGACGCAAAUGGGAGCACUAAGAGCUUCUUAUCUCGUCUAGUUAAGGCUGUUCGGCUGCUCACAUGCACCCGAGCAAUCAACACACCCCGACAAGUGAAGAACGUCCCACCAUUUCCGGCAUACUACAAUAAGAGACACCCGAAGCUUAUCCCGCGAGGUCGCUUUCUGGUCAGAGAAACUGCUAUUGCUGUCUGGCAGUUUCUAGUUCUAGAUAUAUUCAGUGUAUUGGCCUUGAGACAGGCUAUGAAUGACCAAGACGAAGAAUCGUCAGUUUCCUCUGGCCUUCGAUGGGAUAUUCCGGGACGAGAGCUGAUAGCACAGGCUAUUCAGACUCUCAUCACUUGGCUUGUUGUGUCUCGGAUCCUGCUCAGCUUCUACUACCGCGUCGCUUCGAUCAUCUUUGUGAGCCUGGGGGAUUCUCCCUCGAAUAGCCCGCCGCUUAUCGGGAGAAUGGCGGAUAUAUAUACACUACGGAAUUUCUGGGGAAAAUUCUGGCAUCAAUUGCUACGGCUGCCCCUCACGUCGACUAGCAACUUUCUCACGCGCGAUGUCCUUGGUCUGCCUAGAUCGUCCUUUGUGGAACGUUACACCAACGUGUUUAUCGUUUUCUUUUUCUCCGGCUUGACCCACGCCAUACUUGAUAGGCUGCGAAACGUUUCACCAUGGGACUUUUGGACUAUGUCAUUUUUCCUCUCUUUCGUUGUCGGCUAUAUGAUUGAAGACGGUGUCCAGGGUCUCUGGAAACGAACGCUGGGUUCCCAGAACGGUAUCGGCUUGCCGGUGUGGUGGCAAAAGGCCGUUGGAUUUUGCUGGGUCAUCACAUGGCUGGGGGUUACAUCUCCUUGGUAUUUUAGGUCGGCGAUGCUAAAGCCGGAAGAACAGAUGGUUUUGAUUCCUUUCAGCAUUGCUGGGCUCAUUAGGCUUUCUGUGUUGAAGAGUAUAGUUAUUGGAGGUGGUCUUGUGUUGAAGUUUGUGUUCGAAGGAGAGAUUUAA